Molecule: messenger RNA, 3201 nt
Organism: Henningerozyma blattae CBS 6284
Lineage: Eukaryota; Fungi; Ascomycota; Saccharomycetes; Saccharomycetales; Saccharomycetaceae
Exons: 1
Coding region: 1-3201 (1066 amino acids)
Biological process (GO): trehalose catabolic process
Cellular component (GO): fungal-type cell wall
Molecular function (GO): alpha,alpha-trehalase activity
Source: RefSeq, a predicted model, not a curated record
AUGAUAUUUAAUAUUUUAUUUUCUAUCUUCUUUAACAUUUUUAUUAUUUUACAAUAUCUGCAGGUGGUCAGUGGGUUGAAAUCACAAAAUAAAACAAACAAUCUAUACCAAAUAUUAAUAGAUAACAAUGAUAAUUCAUAUUAUGAUUCAACAAAUCAAAUAUUAGGCACAAAACAAUUCACUAAACAGCAUGCUUAUUCAAGACAACCUUAUGUAGCUAAUGGUUAUAUUGGUUCUAGAAUUCCAAAUGUAGGAUUUGGUUAUGCUUUAGAUACAAUUAAUCUAUGGGCUGCAAAUUCAAGUGUAGAAGGUGCUUUAAAUAAUGGUUGGCCAUUAAGAAAUCAUAGAUAUGCUGGUUCAUUUGUUUCAGAUUUUUUUUCACAACAAGAAAAAUUAACCUCAACAAAUUUUCCUGAAUUAGAUGAAGUUGGUUACUCUACGGUAAUUGCUUCAAUCCCAGAAUGGACAAACAUUAAAAUAAUAUUAUCUGUAAAUGGUACUGACCAUUUAAUUUCACCAGAAGCAUUAAUUGAUGAAAAUAACAUGUCAAAUUAUUUCCAAAAUAUGUCAAUGUCUAACGGUGUGGUAACUACAUCAUUUAAUUAUUUAAAUGAUCUAGUUAAUAUCAAAACUGAGGUAUUUGCCCAUAGAGAGAUUUCGUAUUUAGGUAUCCUAUCAUUAAAUGUUACAUUGUUGAAUCCAAAUGAGUAUAUGAUGGAUCAAAUUGAUAUUCAAGUUGUCGAUAUCUUGGAUUUUAACUCCUCUCAUAGAACAGUUCUCAAUGAAUAUGGAUAUGAUCUGAAAAACGGUGCAAUUUUUAUGAGUGUUUCACCAGAAAAUACCGAUGAUUCAGUUGCAUCUCUAUAUUCAACACUUCAGAUUGAAAAUGACAUAGAAUAUAAUACUGCAUAUUCUAAGAUUAAUGAAAAGAUCGAGCACUCAUUAUCAUGCAAAAUAGAUUUAAAUAAUCCAACCAUUAUAUUCAAUAAAUUUGUUGGGAUUAUUUCAACCGAGUAUGGUAAUGAUGCUGAUUUUAAUUCAACAUUUAAAAUGGCUAAAUCAUCAAUACUUGACCUGAGCUUGAAUUAUACUCAAUUAUAUGAUUCAAAUUAUGUUGCAUGGAAGAAAUUGCUUGAGAAUACUGACCUAAGUAUUCCAGGUGACUCUUUACUUGAUAUGACUGCUAAGUCAUCAAUAUUUCAUCUAUUGUCUAAUACAAGAUCCAAAAAUGUAGCUGAUAAUAGAGGAUUGCCGGUAUCUGUUAGUGGUUUAUCAUCGGAUUCCUAUGGCGGCAUGGUAUUUUGGGAUUCUGAUUUAUGGAUCCAACCUUCUUUAUUGCCAUUUUUCCCAAAAAUAUCAAACAAAAUGAUCAAUUAUAGGAAUGCGACACAUGAGCAAGCUAAAAUCAAUGCUAAUAGUUAUGGCUAUGACGGUGCUUUAUAUCCGUGGACUUCAGGUAAAUUUGCAAACUGUACUUCGACUGGUCCAUGUUUUGAUUAUGAAUACCAUAUUAAUAUUGAUAUUGCUUUAGCAGCUAUUUCCUUGUAUAUGUCUGGGGGUGGUGAUGAAGACUAUCUACGUUACACUGCCUGGCCAAUUGUUAAUGAUGCUGCAAAAUUUUUCAGUGAGUAUGUUCAAUAUAACGAAACUUCUGGAAUGUACGUAACUCAAAAUAUGACUGAUCCAGACGAAUUUGCUGACUUUAUUGAUAAUGGUGCCUUUACAAAUGCUGGUAUUAGAAGUCUUUUAAAAUGGGCUACUGAUAUUGGACAUCAUUUGAAUGAAACAAUAGAUGAAAAUUGGAUGGAAAUUUCUAAAAACCUCUAUAUUCCAAAAGCAGACACAAAUAUAACUUUAGAAUAUACUGGAAUGAACAGUACGACAAAGGUAAAGCAAGCUGAUGUUGCUCUGAUGGUGUAUCCUCUGGGAUUCAUCACUGAUGAAUCAAAUUUAAAUGAUGCUGUCAAGGAUUUAUUUUAUUAUUCUGAACACCAAUCAGCAGCUGGACCUGCAAUGACAUUUCCUGUAUUUGUUGCCGCUGCUUCAAGCCUGUUGAAUCAUGGAACCUCUUCUGAAAGCUACCUUUAUAAAUCGGUAAUACCAUUUCUAAGAGGUCCAUUUGCUCAGUUUAGUGAGCAAGCAGAUGAUGAUUUUAUGAAGAAUGGUGAAACACAACCUGCAUUUCCAUUUCUUACUGCACAUGGUGGAUUCUUACAAAGUAUUCUAUUUGGGUUAACAGGUAUUAGGUAUUCAUAUGAGAUGAAUACCCAAACCAAUAAAAUAGAACGAUUUUUGAGAUUCGAUCCAAUCAAAUUAGAGUUGCUAAAUGGUGGGUUACAUAUUCAAGGGUUUCAUUUUCUGGGUCAAACGCUAGAUAUCAGUACUGAUGACGAUUUCGGGUAUAUUAAACAUAAAAAUGGUACUCAAAAUAUUAGAAUUAAAGUACCAACUAGAAAUUAUUUCAGUGAUGAAGUAGACAUUUUCACUAGAAAUAAUAAGACUAGUAAUUUUGAAAAGAGAACAAUUGGGAAUGAAUUCUUCGGCAGAGAAGAGGAAAAAUCCAAAUCCUAUUCAAAUGGGACUUUUAUCACAUUGGAACCUGGAGAAGAAGUAAAAAUACCAUUGUUUAAACCUUUAAAAAAUAUACCUAGUAAUCUAGCUGAAGGAAAACAGGUAGCAAAUCUGACGGAAGGUGUUCCAGGGGAUGUACCAUUUUCACUCGUUGAUGGAAAUAAUUACACACAUUGGCAACCAGCUAAUAAAAGCAGCAUUAGCAGAGUUAUUAUUGAUCUGGGAGCAUACAAUAGCAGUAACAUAUCUGGUGGUCAAAUUUUAUGGGGUAGUCGUCCUGCAAAAUAUUUCUCAAUUUCAGUCAUACCAAGUGUCUUCAAUUUUACCACUAAGGUACAAAUGAAUAAAAUAAUUGAAGAGGAAUCCAUUUCAGUUAUUGACAACCAAGUGGUACUACCUUCGAAACCUUUUUAUGCAGAAAUUGUGGAAGAUUCAAUCAUUGACCUAUUGCCAAGUAACGUGACUAAUUUCGAGUUUAAUUUUAAAAAUAUUAAUGAGAAAUAUCCCAAUCACUCUAAUAUUUCUAACUUGAUCAGGUAUGUUUUGUUUAGCUUCGAAGGAACGUAUGACAAUGAUACGGAGGUUACAGGAGCAACUGUAAAGGAAAUAUCUAUCAUUAGUUCUGAUUGA